Molecule: messenger RNA, 6398 nt
Organism: Columba livia (rock pigeon)
Lineage: Eukaryota; Metazoa; Chordata; Aves; Columbiformes; Columbidae
Gene: ASB11
Product: ankyrin repeat and SOCS box containing 11
Exons: 8
Coding region: 561-1253 (230 amino acids)
Biological process (GO): protein ubiquitination; positive regulation of protein catabolic process; intracellular signal transduction
Molecular function (GO): protein binding
Source: RefSeq, a predicted model, not a curated record
CUGUAUGUCACGGGAUCUUCAAACUAUCUUAUCCUUGGUAUUGUUAUUUAGUAUCAAAUAGCCCAUACCAAAUUAAACCAGACUGUAUUUUUGGUAACUGAGGAACAGCAGGUUCUGGAGGGUUUAAAAUAGAUGACAUAUGAUACCAAGAAUAGCCCGGUGCAACUUAGCAGACCUGAGAAACUAUUCAAAGAGCAAACCAAAAUGGAGGGCGGUUCUAUACUCCAUGCUUUCACUAACAUUUAUUUUGCCAUUUUUGCUUUGUUUUGUUUCAAGCUCUUAAUUAAGAUUUCCUUGGCUCUUCUGACCCAUUUCUAUAUUGUUAAAGGCAACAGAAAAGAGGCUGCCAGGAUAGCAGAAGAGAUCUAUGGAAUAGUCCCAGGGAUUUAACCUGGGCUGACUGACUAUGCCUGUAGUGUCUAGGCUAAGGAAUUGUUUUUCUUGGCACACAAAUAGAUUAAGGCAGCUGGGCAGACCGGUCCCCUCUUCAUGAGGCUGCCUUUCAAGGACGCCUUCUGUCUUUGAAAACCUUGAUUGCACAGGGUUUUGAUGUGAACCUGAUGACGACAGACCGUGUGUCGGCUCUCCACGAGGCCUGCCUGGGCGGACACGUCGCCUGCGCGAAGGUGUUGCUGGAGAAUGGCGCUCAGGUCAACGCAGUCACCAUCGAUGGGAUCACUCCUCUGUUUAAUGCCUGCUGCAGUGGCAGCGUGGCCUGUGUCAACAUGCUGCUCGAAUUCGGGGCCAAGCCACAGCUCAGGAACCACCUUGCUUCGCCCAUUCAUGAGGCGGUCAAGAGAGGCCACAGGGAAUGCAUGGAGAUCCUUCUGGCCCAUGAGGUUGACAUUGACCAAGAAGACCUGCAACACGGGACCCCACUCUAUGUGGCUUGCAUGUACCAGAGGACAGACUGUGUCAAGAAGCUUUUGGAGCUAGGAGCCAACGUUAACAUGGGGAAGCGAUUAGACACCCCGCUCCAUGCAGCAGCAAGGAAAUCCAGUGUGGAAGUAGUCGUCUUGCUGAUAGACUAUGGUGCUGACCCAAAAUGCAGGAAUGCUGAACUCAAAUGUGCCCUGGAUCUUGCUGUACCCAACAGCAAAGUGGAGCAGGCACUUCUGCUUCGGGAAGGUCCUGCCAGCCUUGCUCAGCUGUGCCGAUUGAGUAUCAGAAAGCAUCUGGGUCGGUCGUGCCUAUAUGCAGUCCGAAAGCUGCACCUGCCGGAGCCACUUGAGAACUUUCUCCUUUAUCGAUAAGUCUGUGACUAUCUUUACACUAGAAAAGAAAGAGGAACAAAUGGUUGUUUAUUCCAAAGUUAUUAUAUCAAAGAAAAAAUCAAAGACAUCAUUUACUGUCUGCUGUGGAUACAAAAUGCUGGCUGCUACGUGACGGUCUAAACUGAUGCCAAUGAAAAGCACUUUUUCACAGAGAGCGAAUGGUAUUAUGGAUACAGUUCCCUUAUUGCUACAUCCACUUAUGCUAUCCUGAGUUGUGAUACAUGAACAGCUCACUUGGUGUGUUCAUAGAUGCACAUGCACACAUCCAUCCACCCACAGACACACACAGAUAUUUUAUUAGAUUUUUUCCUGCAGUAUCUGUGCAGCCUCUUUCUCUUGCCUAUCCAAUCUCACCAUCAAAAUCAAGGUAGUGGCUGUUAUUCUUCUACUAUUGUGAGAAUGAAAGCCUUUGGUGCCCAACGUCAUCUGUUUUUAAUAUAUUGCACAUCUUUUGUCCACUUUGACUUCACAUCCUUUGCCUCUUUCCCAUGGUCUAGUGGAGCCAUAGGAACUACCAGCUGGCUCUGGCUGUUCAGCCACUGUAUGUCCCUUUGCCCUGAGUCCAGAUGCCCCCAACAUUAACACAUCUUGUCCUCUGAGGUGCAAGUGAUAUGACCAAAGCAGGUGCAGGAUUUUGGAGUAAGGACACAAAAGUGUGUGCAAGUCUUAAAAAACCCUUCAUCUCUUCUAAAAAAGUCCUAAGAUAUAUCACCUGAGAUCUGCCUGUGUUCAUUACAUGAAUAAUUUUUCUUAGCUUAAUUUCAAGACAGAACUGCAAAUGUUUUCAUAGGCACAGUAGGUCAGCUUUCAAUGUCUGUCCUUUGCAAAGUUUAAAGAAAAGCAAAGGAAUGAGUUGUAGCUCUCCUUCUGGGCUUUGCAUGCUUUGAUGUUUCUCAAGUCCUCAGACUGUAGAGCAAGAGAGAAGCAGGGCCCCUAAGGAUGGUUGUGCAUCACUUAAAUGUUGUUCUUGAUCGAUAUUCCUCACCAGGAGAAGUUUGCAAGCUUGUCUGUUCCCUCAUCCUCUACUUUCAUUACCUCCUCCUUGGGAGAAGAGAUUUUAUUCAUUGUGAUAGUAGUUUAAAUAUCAAUAGGGUUAUUAGCCUGGUCAUAGCAGAGCUAAAAAUGUGCAUCUCUUUGAGUUGAGAAAUUUGGGAUGCAGUGACUGGUGCAAUGCCUGCAUGGCUCUGUAAAGGUUUGUGUGUUUUUCCUGUGAAGGUCCUUUGGAGGAAAGAAAUGUUUCUUCAGACCUGAGUUUUGCUAAGCAUCUAUCACGAGACAGGCAAUGCUGUUUCACUAGUUGUAGUAAAAUGGGAAGUAGAAUUAAAAGGAGAGCCUGUCUCCAUUUAACUUCACAGGUCCAAAAGGCUGAUGACACAUUUUCAGGCUAGGAGGUGUAGUGGUUUCAUUAUGAGCUGUGCAUGCUAGUACUGAUUUUCACUGCCCACACUUCUUAAGUCAGGGGGAACUGGCCUGCCAGAGCCCGAAUAUGGGGCCUGGCUGCCAGCAGCCUUGGAGAUCCUGUCCCUGCUCCAGCAGCAGCUGCCUCUCUGAGACAUAGGUCUAACAUUUCCCAUAGUUUCUUAUGAUUAAUUCAGCACAAGUAAGAUAAAUUGUGCUCCCAGCAGUUCAUGAGACUGGACCUGCAAUGUUAUAGCCAAAAAUUGAUGUAGUUUUCCGCCUGUGUUUUCACAUAUUGAGUGCUAUCUGAUGGAAAGAGCUAUUGCCCGUGAAGUUGUCAGUGACAUGAAUGACCUUGUGUAGUACAGUGUAUCAUGAAUCUCAGAAAUUUGAACUAUAAAUUCUCAAGAGCUUCUGAAAAUCAAAUAUUAUCGAGAAAGAAAUGUCUAUAUUAAUCUGAUGUCAGCAGAUCUCUCUCAGUCUUUUCUGCCAGCUUACCUGCUCUGUUUGUAAGGUGGCAGUCAGAAUACCACCUACUAUCUAAAUAGAGAGGCAGAGACUCAGCUGUGUGGGUUGUCAGACUUGCACUGCAAUCAAGGAGCUAAGGCAAUUUAUAGGAUCUAUUUCAGAAUGUGUACUACUGAAUUGAUUUCCUACUGUGAUCAUCAAUGAAAGCAGUAUUUCACUUGCAUAGGAUUUUAAAUUGAAAAAAUGUAUCUCCAUUAAGGAAAUGCAAAGUCUGUUCAGCCUCUCAGAAAGGUUUAUGUUAAGAAGUAGCAGAAGCUGCCCUAUAUUUAUUGGUGAUAUUAGCUUCCCAUCAAAAAAUCACCUUACCUUUCCUUCCUCCUGGAGACAUCAUUCUUCCCAAAAUUCUCUGUGUCAGAGAGUCUGAAGGGAACAGAGACUUCAUAAAUCAGAAUAGAAGCUCAGAAGUCCUGACAUUAAGAAAUUUCAUUAGAAACUUUACCUAGACUUUUUCCCUCCUGUCUCAGAAGAUUAAAUUACCCAUUUAAUUCUCAUUGACUUUAUGUUGUAACAAUGCAUGGAAAUACUACUUAGGAAACAGCUGGAGGAGGUAUUUAGUUUUCAUGCAAAUAUGCCAUCUCAUGUGAGGAUAGGGAAAGGCUGGGACAAUUUUCUAGGAGACUACUGAACUUGGUGGUGGUUUUUCAGAAUGAAUUUGAAAAACAUCUGUCAGGUGUGGAUACAGCUUCUUUUCCCCAGGCGGGAGAAGGGCUGACUGAUCUCACGAGGUCUCUUUCCUUCAAAACAGGUAGGGUCUUCUGUCGUUCUAUGAUCAUUGACAGAAACCAGUUAUUUGGGUAAUAUAUGGUUUUCCUGGGAACAAAGACUUUUUUUGUGCUGCAAUGUCCACUGCUAUAUCACAUCUCUAUGACUUUACCCAUAGCAACUGCCAAUACUAUCUGCUUCAGUAAAAAGCACUGCAUAUCUCCACAGGAAUGAUUACACAACACGCUGGCUAUUGGAAAACCUUUUCUGAACCACGAACAUUGAUACUAAGUACAGACACUGACUUGCAACGUAAGGCAUGAGCUUGGCCUAUGGAUGCUCGCUAAGCCAUAAAGUAUUUUGCAGGAGUGUCUUAGAUUACUGAUGUGCAAUAUAAACCCUAAAGACUUUCUUCUGUUGUUCUUAAUCUGUUGGGCCAGUUUUCAGUUUUCUUAUCUACCUAUUAUGAGAGAUCCAGUGUGGACUCAGAAAUGCCAGUGAUGAGGACUUCACAGAUUUUAACCUAAUGAGAUGUAGACUUCGAGACAUCAUUCGUUACUCAGUGUAUUUCUAUCAUUGCUCAUGAUCCAAAGCAAAAUUAAAUUAAAUGGGCUUUGUAUCAGCCCUAUCUUCCAAAUAAGGGGUCUUCAUAUCAACAAUCAACAUUUUACCAGUAGAUGUAUUCCCAUGUCUCCAAGCACCUUUGCAAUUCCCUUUUUUUUGUUUUGUUUUAUUUCCACUGUAUCUUUCUCACACCACUACAGUCUUGUUCAUAAGCAUAUCUUUCCUGAUCAGCUCUCUCCUGGAUUCACAUAUUUCUUCUCUGUCACUAAGAAAAUGGUUUUCAGUUUCCUUCUUGAGGAAUCUAACACUUCAAAAGCAGGCAUCUCAGUGAGGGUCAGCCUGUCUCCUUGUGUUGGAUGUGUUAUUUCCCUCUCUCCCCACUCUGUUGUACUGGGGUUCCUCCCGCUCCAAACCUGCACAUCUCAGCCCUCCCUAGCCCCAGGGGAGGGCCUUCGUGCUUAGAGCCAUCAACCCCAUGGCACGUGUCCUGCUCACAGGCUCCUCAGCUGGUGCAUCCUUGUGAGAGCAGGACUGUACCGGCCACAGUGUUCAUGCAGAGCUGGAGCAAGACAUUGGGCCGUGCCAGGUGCUGUCUGGGCUGUCUCCAGGCAUGGCAUCUCUGCUUGCUUUCUGCCUGGCUGCACAUAAGCAGUUUUCUCUGUGUCUGAUCACAGCAGGACACAUGCUGCUGUUCACAGUUUGAGCUAAUUUGUGAAGACACUUGUGGCGAUCGAUGCUCUUGAUCACCCCUGGUUGUUAACUCAGCAUCCUGGCCCAAAACCUGGCUCCAUAGGUUUCCCUGUUGCUUGAGAUUGCUUUUUGCCAGAGUUAUCUGCAAGCAGUUUGGCUAGUGAGUCACCUCCUCAGGGGCACACAACAGUGAAAAUAAAUAGACCAACACAUUUUGAAAGGGUUUAAUGAGCAAAGUUUCUCAUGGUAGGUAGGAAAUUAAAGUUACAUUCUAUUUUAUCCCCUGAAAGAUCUCUGUUUUGAUCUCCUGACCAACCUGUCAUGUUCAAGGUGACCUCUGUCUCCUACAUUUCAACUCUGCUAUUGGCAUUUAACAACCCUUCAUCCUCUCUAGGAUUCAAAUUUUUAUAGCAGAUGUGCUAGUCCCUGAUUUUCUGUCUUUCUGACUGAAUCUCCCAUUCACAGAGUGAAAUUAAAAAUGGGAGAAAGUGCUAAGCUGCUGAAACUUGUGAUCAUACUGUAGGAGCUGAAAUUCCCCACAUCUGCCCUGAGGUGCCAACAUCCCAUCUUCCCAGGCAGAAGCAGGCUCAGAGGGAGGAUCUCUGUCCAUCUGUCCACCUGUGUGCUACCUUUUCUUGUAAUGGGACAUGCCUGUGGCACUUUGGAUGGUGGUACUGGGAGCUCAUCUCCUCCCAACUCUGUCUUCCUCCAGGAAACUCCAGCCUGGUCAACAUCCAUCUAAUGGUAUGUAGACUUCUCACCACCCAUGGUAGAAAUUAGUGUUGUGCUGCCCCUGCGUAAACCCUUGUGAAGGAGACGUUGUCCCCUCAGUGCCACUCUCUGUCCUUCACUUGCUGUCUACUCUGCAAGGCAGGAGAUCCAGGGGAUGUUCAACACCUUUCUGUCCCAAAUCUGACCUCUGCCUCCUGCAGCACAACUCUGCUAUUGACAUUUAACAACCCUCCAGUCUUUAUUGGAUUGAAAACUCUGGUUGUGUGUCUCAGCACAGCAUCAGGGCAAGUCUGAUACUAAUGAAAACAAAACAUAUUCACUGACUCUUAGUUGAAAAAUCCAGCUGACACUGACCUAUAUGCUGAACUGACAGUUCAUGAUGCCUUUGUGUAUUUUUUCAGAAAUUGACUUUUUCCACACACCAAUUGCUCCUCACUGGGAUUUUUUUUUUAAUGUUUCACAAGAGAUGUAUGAUAUGUUAAUAUCAAAUAUAGAUUAUUCUACACAGAC